AUGCGGGCAACUCAUAGCAGGCAUAAGUCUUACGCAGAUAACAGGAGAAGGUUGCUCAAGUUUGAGGCAGGUGACCAUGUGUUCCUCAAGUUGAAGAAGUUAAUUCCUCGAUUCAUCGGUCCAUAUCAGAUCACGCGGAGGAUUGGACCAGCAGCUUACGAGAUUGUCUUGCCACCUCACCUGGAAAAUCUACAUAAUGUCUUCCAUGUAUCACAACUGAGGAAGUACAUUGCGGAUCCUACUCAUGUGAUGGAGGAGGACGAUAUUCAGGUGCGCGAGGACAUGACGAUUGGAGUUGGACCAGUGAGAAUCCUAGAUUCUCAAGUCAAGCAACUCAGAGGGAAAGAGAUUCGGACUGUGAAGGUCCUAUGGGACGAGGCAACUCAGAAAAUGACGUGGGAGAUGGAAGAUAUCAUGAGGAAGUCGUAUCCUCACCUUUGUCCUGAUAAGUCCUAUUUUUGA
This is a messenger RNA of Vigna unguiculata (cowpea), 462 nucleotides long. RefSeq lists its product as uncharacterized. The record is from RefSeq and is a predicted model, not a curated record. Lineage: Eukaryota; Viridiplantae; Streptophyta; Magnoliopsida; Fabales; Fabaceae.